ACGCAUGACUACACGGGAGGGUGUGCAAAACCCCGGACAGGGAUGAACAUCUGAUGCGCAGCAUCAUCGUUCACGUUACAUCCACGCUACUGGCCAGGCCGUUAUCCACCGGGUGGAGUUGAGACAACAAUGCGAGUGUAGUCGCCGGACACAAAGACGGAGUACAGUCAGUGAUCGGAGCAACCAAUACUGUGACCAGUAAGGGCUUAUGCUAAACGACAGACAGGGUUGGAAUGAGCCAUCGACACCUUUAACACCUUGAGGAUGUUGCAGUGGCAUUGUAUUUGGUUUGAUUUCUUUGUUUUGACGAGAGAGACAUCUCUCAUCUGAAGCGACUAGCACACAGACUCUAUAUGUACUGAGGAGGCCUGGAGUUACACUAACAAGAUGCUGAUUUCCCCAGAGAGGGUGAACAUGAGGACUCUGGUCUCUCGGGAUCCUUAAUGAAGGCCUGCCCCUCCAUACAGAGACAGAGGCUGUAUAGGGCUGAGAAGUGACCCAUCACCCCUCCAGCUGUUGGCCAGCCUUUUAUAUUCUCCAUAGCAUACACUACCUCCUCCCCUUCCAUCCGGUUGGCAAGAUGUUCUUUUUCCCCUUUGACAACCUCCUCUGCAUCCUCCUGGGAAUCUCUUUCACGGUAUGGUUCACCCUGCUACUGGUCUUCAUCAUCGUGCCCGCCAUCUUUGGGGUGUCCUUCGGGAUUCGCCGGCUGUACAUGAAAACUCUGCUGAAGAUCUUUGAGUGGGCCACGCUGAGGAUAGAGAGAGGAGCAAAAGAAAAUAAUCAUCUCAUAUACAAGCCCUACUCUAAUGCCAUCAUUGCCAAGGAGCCCACCUCCCUGGAAGAGGAGAUCAAAGAGAUCCGACGCAGCGGCAGCAACCGUGACCUGGACUCCGCUUCCGAGUUCGAGAUGUCCGACAUCUUUUACUUCUGCCGGCGGGGCGUGGAGAGCAUCAUGGACGACGAGGUGAUCAAGCGCUUCUCCGCCGAGGAGCUGGAGUCCUGGAACCUGCUGACGCGCAGCAACAACAACUUCCAGCACAUCAGCCUGAGGCUGACCGUCAUGUGGGGGCUGGGCGUGCUCAUACGCUACGGCUUCCUGCUGCCACUCAGGGUAACACUGGCCUUCACUGGGGUGGGCCUUCUGGUGGUGCUGACCUCCAUCAUCGGGUUUCUUCCCAACGGAAGGAUGAAGAACCUCCUGAGCGAGAAGGUUCAUCUGAUGUGCUACAGGAUCUGCGUACGAGCGCUCACUGCCAUCAUCACCUAUCACGACAGUGAGAACAAGCCCAAGAAUGGAGGGAUCUGUGUGGCCAACCACACCUCCCCCAUCGAUGUCAUCAUCCUGGCCAGUGAUGGCUGCUAUGCAAUGGUUGGUCAAAUACAUGGAGGUUUGAUGGGAGUUAUUCAGAAGUCCAUGGUGAAGGCCUGCCCUCACAUCUGGUUUGAACGCUCUGAAGUAAAAGACCGACACCUGGUGGCUAAAAGAUUGAGCGAUCACGUCGAAGACAAGACCAAGCUUCCUAUUUUAAUAUUCCCCGAGGGUACCUGCAUCAACAACACGUCAGUCAUGAUGUUCAAAAAGGGCAGCUUUGAAAUCGGCUCCACAGUCUACCCUGUAGCAAUCAAGUACGAUCCCCGCUUUGGAGACGCCUUCUGGAACAGCAGCAAGUUCGGGAUGGUCAGCUACCUGCUGAGGAUGAUGAGCAGCUGGGCCAUCGUGUGCAGUGUGUGGUACCUGCCCCCCAUGAGCAAGGAGGAGGGAGAGGAUGCGGUGCAGUUCGCCAACCGCGUGAAGUCGGCCAUCGCCAGGCAGGGAGGUCUGGUCGACCUGCUGUGGGAUGGAGGUUUGAAACGAGGAAAGGUAAAAGAUACCUUUAAAGAGGAGCAACAGAAGCUAUACAGCAAAAUGCUCGUAGGAACACAAGAGGACCGGAGUCGUUCUUGAGGAGAAACCCCGUCUGGAGACGGGGCGGAUCCCUCUCACUGGGCACUGCCGGACUGACGGUCUGCUCUCCACGGGAGGGUCGAAACCUCCCCCCUCCCCCCCCCCCACCCUUGACGUCAGGAAUCUCCCGUUGCUUCCUUGGUCCUUGCCUCCGCCUGGCAUAUCAUGUCCUCAUAACUGUCCCACUCCAGUCCGAGCUUAACUCUCCCCGUGUUGUCUUGGGUCGACGGUGGACUUUCUCGCUGUGGCGCACAUGGAGAAAACGGCGGCGUCUUCCCUCAUGACGGACCGUCUUUUUGCGAGACAAAUGUAUUUGUCCCUUUUUGUUUUAAUUUUUUUUCUUCCAUGUUUUGUUGUUGUUAGUGUUAUGCAGUUAUUCUUGCAAUGGUUCUAAGCAGCUGUUAUAUGACCAGAGACAGAGGUGGGGUACAUAAUAGUGUACUGGUAAAGGGUGUAUUGAAGGGAAACUGGUGACGAUGUCAGGAAGUGAAUGUCUUGCAAUCUGCCACGUUUACGUCACUCAUGCCAUGCUCAGUUUGUAUUUUUUAUUGUUGACUUCUGUUUCAAGCGUUUAAAUCCCCAUGUAGAAUAAUCAAAGCACAGGGGAGCCUGGAUUCUGUGUUCAUUAGUGCUUCUCUCCAUGGAAUGUGGAGAUUUGUUCACGUUAUGAAAUGGAGAAGGGUGUCACUCCGUGGCAGGGAUAGGGGUCUGGUCCUCUCUGUAUGAAACAUGUUACAGACCCCCUCCCGCCCCUCCUCCUACUGUGCCAUUGAACUGGGAGGCUUUCUAAGCCCCCCCCCCCCCCCCCCCCCCAUAUGUUUCAGAAACAGAUUAGCUUUCUUACUAAGCAGCAAACUAAUUUCAAUUAACGUCCCCACUUGUUAGUUACGACAUGGUUGUAACGUGUCGUUACCCCUUAUGUAUGUGAUGUAAAAUAUAUAAACAUGCCCCCCCCACCACCACAAAACCUAAUAAUUUAUUAAUACUUCCCCUUCUUAAACGGACCUCUGGGCCUCGUCUAUUGUAGGAAUCGUCUUGCCAAAUCCUUUUGACCUUCCUCUGCUCUUGUUUUCGUGUGCCAUCUUCCCCCCUGCUUGGCGGCACCUUGGUGGAGUGAGAGCGUAGCUAGUUCUCUCUGUGUUCUGAGGCAGUGCAGGGAGAUGUCGAGAGAGAUUGUACUAUGCCUCUUUAAUCAUAGGUCGUUCUACCAUCGUGACCUGUACCGGGCAAGGGUAUAGAUGACAUGUAACCAAUACACACAAAAAAGAUUCCAAGGAGGAGCAAAUUUGAUUGAUUUGGAAAGAUCGCAUUGAGAUUUGUUGAUGCUGGCAUUCACUUGGGUCCUUUCAGGAUUCCUGUUUUGUAUACAAACAAACAGUAGGCAAAGUAAGACUUUGGACCCACUGAGACAGCCAAA
Molecule: messenger RNA, 3365 nt
Organism: Osmerus eperlanus (European smelt)
Lineage: Eukaryota; Metazoa; Chordata; Actinopteri; Osmeriformes; Osmeridae
Product: glycerol-3-phosphate acyltransferase 4
Exons: 13
Coding region: 581-1948 (455 amino acids)
Biological process (GO): triglyceride biosynthetic process
Cellular component (GO): endoplasmic reticulum
Molecular function (GO): glycerol-3-phosphate O-acyltransferase activity
Source: RefSeq, a predicted model, not a curated record